Molecule: messenger RNA, 681 nt
Organism: Seminavis robusta
Lineage: Eukaryota; Bacillariophyta; Bacillariophyceae; Naviculales; Naviculaceae
Source: the annotation of a GenBank genome assembly
AUGAUGACGAUUUUACCAACAACAACAUCCCGACAGUUGCUACUCCCAUUUGUCCGGCAAAGGAGAUUCUUUUUUGCCAGUUCUACCGAUCACACGACCCUGCUGCAGAAUGCCGUCGUCCAUCGCUUGGAUCACGGACAAUACCAAGAAUACGUCAUGGCCGCCGAAGGAAUGGAGCCGGAAAUGGUACAGAAAGUGCCCCAAUUACACUUGGCCCGUCUCUUUCGACGCGACACGGUUCUCUAUGGAGCCAAGGUCGUAAAUUCGACCUUGGGGGUCGCCAAGGAUGUCUGUGGACAGCUCGUUGAUGCCGCAUUGGAAGAUACCAAGGGAGGAGCAACAGCACCCGUCAAGGCCAAAUCCACAUUGACGGGAUUGUCGGCAUGGGUAUUAGCAUCAUCGUCAUCCUCUCUACAAGAACAAUUGCAAUUGCCAGAGUCUACAUGGAACACAACAAUUAUUCAAGAAAUUGCAAAUGGAACCGACGACGAAUCCACCUAUCAAAAGGGUCAAGAUGCAUGGGAACAACUCGCACAGGCAUACAUUCAAGCGGGUCUCGCCGAAGAAGCUUCCUUGUAUCAAUCCAAAGGGGCCACGUUGGAGGCAAUUCUCCACCGACAAGACACAUCCGAUUAUUCCGAUAGCUCGGGAGGUGCCAUGGCAUCCUUUGUAUUUCCUUGA